GUGUGGGGAAGCUGAGAGCCAGAGCCACGCUCAGAGGAUCCAUGAGAGCCUCAAACCUAAAACUGAACCCAGCUGUGUGUCCUUUAAGAGUGACUGGUCCAAAGAUCUUCCUCUUAAAUUCAAACGGUCCAGACCUUCAGAAACAGAGAGGUUUGAACUUGGAACUGGACCAGAAACCGAGCCCAACUGUGUCAUGAAAAGCAACACAUCAGAGAUCCAUGAGAGCCUCAAACCUCAAGCUGAACCUAGCUGUGUGUCCUUUAAAAGUGACUGGUCCAAAGAUCUUCCUCUUAAAUUCCAGCCAUCCAGACCUUCAGAAAUAGAGAGGAUCCAUGAGAGCCUCAAACCUAAAACUGAACCCAGCUGUGUGUCCUUUAAGAGUGACUGGUCCAAAGAUCUUCCUCUUAAAUUCAAACCGUCCAGACCUUCAGAAAUAGAGAGAUUGGACUACCAGAGCUCAGAGGUUCCCAUUAGACACUCCACCCAGCAGCAUCAAACACAGCUAGAAUCCAUAUUUAUGGAGCUGAAGAAGAUCCAGAAGGUUCUGAGUCCAUAUUACCCAGAAUGCUCAGAGAGUCAGAGAGAUGAUGAAGUGGUGUUGGAAGGUGAGGAUGAAGAGCAGAGGAGGAGCAGCAGAGAGGCACUGAUGAAGAUCACUCUGAACUUCCUGAGGAGGAUGAAGCAGGAGGAGCUGGCUGACCGUCUGCAGAGCAAACAUCUUGCUGCAGUUUGUCAACAUCAACUUAAAUCUGGUCUAAAGAAGAAGUUCCAGUGUGUAUUUGAGGGGAUCGCUAAAGCAGGAAGUCCAACCCUUCUGAACCAGAUCUACACAGAGCUCUACAUCACAGAGGGAGGGACUGGAGAGGUCAAUAAUGAACAUGAGGUCAGACAGAUUGAAACAGCAUCCAGGAAACCACACAGACCAGAAACAACCAUCAGACAAGAAGACAUCUUUAAAGUCCCACCUGGAAGAGAUCAACCAAUCAGAACAGUGAUGACAAAGGGAGUGGCUGGCAUUGGGAAAACAGUCUUAACCCAGAAGUUCACUCUGGACUGGGCUGAAGACAAAGCCCACCAGAACAUCCACUUCAUAUUUCCAUUCACCUUCAGAGAGCUGAAUGUGCUGAAAGAGAAAAAGUUCAGCUUGGUGGACCUUGUUCAUCACUUCUUUACUGAAACCAAAGAAAUCUGCAGCUUUGAACACUUCCAGGUUCUGUUCAUCUUUGAUGGUCUGGAUGAGAGUCGACUUCCUCUGGACUUCCAGAACCAGAAGAUCCUGACUGAUGCUACAGAGUCCACCUCAGUGGAUGUUCUGCUGACAAACCUCAUCAGGGGGAAACUGCUUCCCUCUGCUCUCCUCUGGAUAACCACACGACCUGCAGCAGCCAAUCAGAUCCCUCCUGAGUGUGUUGGCAUGGUGACAGAGGUCAGAGGGUUCACUGACCCACAGAAGGAGGAGUACUUCAGGAAGAGGUUCAGAGAUGAGGAGCAGGCCAGGAGGAUCAUCUCCCACAUGAAGACAUCAAGAAGCCUCCACAUCAUGUGCCACAUCCCAGUCUUCUGCUGGAUCACUGCUACGGUUCUGGAGGACGUGUUGGAGACCAGACAGAGAGGAGAGCUGCCCAGCACCCUGACUGAGAUGUACAUCCACUUCCUGGUGGUUCAGACCAAAGUGAAGAAGGUCAAGUAUGAUGGAGGAGCUGAAACAGAUCCACACUGGAGUCCAGAGAGCAGGAAGAUGAUUGAGUCUCUGGGAAAACUGGCUUUUGAUCAGCUGCAGAAAGGAAACCUGAUCUUCUAUGAAUCAGACCUGACAGAGUGUGGCAUCGAUAUCAGAGCAGCCUCAGUGUACUCAGGAGUGUUCACACAGAUCUUUAGAGAGGAGAGAGGAGGACUGAUCCAGGACAAGGUGUUCUGCUUCGUCCAUCUGAGUGUUCAGGAGUUUCUGGCUGCUCUUCAUGUUCAUCGGAUCUUCACCAAGUCUGGUGUCAACCUGAUGAAAGAAUCACAAAAAUAUCAGAGGUUUUCAUUUUUUAAACCUAAACUAAUUGAUGGAAAGCAAAAAACUCUCAAGAUAUCCUUAACUUUUAAGAAGAAAUCUAAACAGCAACGUCUUCACCACAAAGCUGUUGAUCAGGCCUUACAGAGUUCAAAUGGACACCUGGACUUGUUCCUCCGGUUCCUCCUGGGACUUUCACUGCAGAACAAUCAGAAUCUUCUACAAGGUCUGCUGACUCCUUUGGGAUGUAGUCUGCCAGCCAGUCAGAAAACAGUUCAGUACAUCAAGGAGCAGAUCAGUGAAAAUGUGUCUGCAGAGAAAAGCAUCAAUCUGUUCCACUGUCUGAAUGAACUGAAUGAUCGUUCUCUGGUGGAGGAGAUCCAACAGUCUCUGAGAUCAGGAAGUCUCUCCACAGAUAAACUGUCUCCUGCUCAGUGGUCAGCUCUGAUCUUCAUCUUGUUGUCAUCAGCAGAAGAUCUGGAUGUGUUUGACCUGAAGAAAUACUCUGCUUCAGAGGAGGUUCUUCUGAGGCUGCUGCCAGUGGUUAAAGCCUCCAACAAAGCUUUUUUGAGUGACUGUAACCUAUCAGUGAGAAGCUGUGAAGCUCUGUCCUCAGUUCUCAGCUCCCAGUCCUCCAGUCUCAGAGAACUGGACCUGAGUAACAACAACCUGCAGGAUUCAGGAGUGAAGCUUCUCUCUGCUGGACUGGAGAGUCCAAACUGCAGACUGGAAACACUCAGACUAAGUAACUGCAACCUGUUGGAGAAAAGCUGUGCGGCUCUUUCAUCCCUUCUUGGAUCCCAGUCCUGCUGUCUCAGAGAGCUGGACCUGAAAAACAACAAUUUGAAGGAUUCAGGAGUGAAGCUUCUAGCCAGGGGACUAAAGAGUCCAUGUUGCAGACUGGAGUCACUGAACUUGUCAGGCUGUCUCAUCACUGAGGUUGGCUUUGCUUCUCUGGCCUCAGCACUCAAAUCAAACCCCCACCACCUUCAACAGCUGGAUCUAAGCUACAAUCAUCCAGGUGACUCAGGAGCUAAGCUGCUUUUGGCUGGACUGAAAGAUCCAGACUGGAGACUUAAAACUCUAAGGUAUGACUGUCAGCAUCACAGAGGAGCAUAUAUAAGGGAUUAAAACAUGCUCUUUGU
Molecule: messenger RNA, 3144 nt
Organism: Fundulus heteroclitus (mummichog)
Lineage: Eukaryota; Metazoa; Chordata; Actinopteri; Cyprinodontiformes; Fundulidae
Product: NLR family CARD domain-containing protein 3
Exons: 11
Coding region: 194-3130 (978 amino acids)
Molecular function (GO): protein binding
Source: RefSeq, a predicted model, not a curated record